Molecule: messenger RNA, 3339 nt
Organism: Acanthaster planci (crown-of-thorns starfish)
Lineage: Eukaryota; Metazoa; Echinodermata; Asteroidea; Valvatida; Acanthasteridae
Biological process (GO): intracellular zinc ion homeostasis; zinc ion transmembrane transport; detoxification of zinc ion
Cellular component (GO): membrane
Molecular function (GO): zinc ion transmembrane transporter activity
Source: RefSeq, a predicted model, not a curated record
UCAGGACUAUUAAGUGAGGUCAUUCUCUGUGGCCUGGGUCAAACGUCACACACUGAAUCGAGUGCUGUUACGUGUCCUACGUGUCACCGUUCCUACAGUGUGCGAGUGACUGCGACUACGAGGUUGCAUGUUCUGAUUGUGCGUUCUUUCAUAAACCCUGAUCUAAUUCUGAGGAGAAAAAAGAGGUGUAUACAAAUGAGGUACAUGGAAAAUAUGUCGGCAAAUAACUAUGCCAAAGCAGUGAACAAUAUUUGCUCUUCAACAAAAGCCUGAUGUUAGAGGUUACCGAUUACACUGCUGCGUGCUUCUAUUUGUGGUUUUUACUGAAGUGGCUCAAAGUACUCAUUGUUGAAUACUGUAAUAUCUAACGUCAAAGUAACAACGGUCGUUUCAUCUUUGGAUUUUGGACACACUGGUCCCUCACCUGAUAGCCUGUGGUCGAUCUAUAUAUAAACGCGUGGCACUAGGCCUAGGUGUCUAUGGGAAAUUUUAUUUCCCUUUGUGUCACAGUCCCGUAGGCCAUAGUAUUCUGUGACCGAUUCAGUGAACGCUGUCCCUGGCUAAAUACUGCAUACUGCAAUAUGCCAAAAACCGAAUUCACCACUCAACCACAGAGCAAGGACUGUGUAUUGCUAUCAACGGAUUACCGUCCCGAAGUGGGCUGCUGUUGACACUAUCGACAGGAUGAAUGCCUUAGCUUGGAAUGCGUUCUGCAUGAUAAGUUAACGUAGAAUUGGAUAUAAUCCGGAAAACUUGGGAAAGGCAUGGCUAUUAUUGGACCAGUGUGCCGCAGUCCUCUUGAUCUUUGGUUGUCGGAAAAGCCGGUUAGAGAUCGAGUUCGGUUCAGGGCCGCGUUUUAUCUCCAGCUGUUUGCGUGGUACUGUGACACAUGCUGGGAUGGAAUGUUUCAAAGCAUGUCCUUUACGAUUCAGCUUCGGGACACCGCAUAGAGCUCCGGAAACUUUGUCCUUUGAAAGUGUGUUUAAAGUUAACUUCAUCUUCAGUGAAUUCGGUUCAGUGGGAUUGAUGUUAAUUGUCAACCACCAUGGGACGGUUCACCGGCAAGAGUUGUCGGUUCGUGGUGAUGAUGUCGCUUACCACCUCGUUCUUCCUGGUGGAGCUGGUGACGGGCUACGCGACCAAGUCACUGGCUCUUGUCUCGGAUUCCUUUCACAUGCUGUCCGACAUUAUAGCUCUGGUCAUAGGCUUCCUCGCACUGCGGAUAUCCAAGAGGCGAUCGACUAAGGGUUGUAAGCGCGCCGAGGUGUUGGGAGCCCUCAUCAACUCUGUCCUCCUGAUAGCCCUAUGUUUCACCAUCUUCGUGGACGCCAUCCAGCGGCUGAUCGUGGUGGAAACCAUACACAAUCCCAUGCUGGUGCUCAUUGUAGGCUGUGUCGGCCUAGCUGUCAAUGGGAUUGGUCUGUGCCUCUUCGGUAGACAUGGUAUGCCGCAUGGUCACACCCAAACCCGUGCGCCAGACUCCAAAUGGAAAAAGUUAAACGUGAAAGAGUCAUCUGACGAAGAGAUGGAAAGGGUACUUGGACCCUCCGACCCUACGACACAUGAUUCCACCGACACUGAUACUUUGGCCGUGAACGGCACUCAUUCGGUCCAAAUGGCGGAGGACCAGGAUGAUGAAACGAAAAACAAGGCCACUGUCACAGCGCCCUCCCAUGCCCACCUGAACAUGAGGGGCGUGUUUCUUCACGUGUUGGGGGAUGCCUUGGGUUCAGUUGUGGUUAUAGUCAGUGCCCUGUUCAUCUGGUUGACGGAAUUCGAGUGGAGGCACUACGUGGAUCCCGCCAUGAGUCUCAUCAUUGUGGCAAUCAUUACAGUCACAACCAUUCCGUUGUUUCGGCAAUCAAGCAAGAUUCUUUUACAGUCCCUUCCUUCUGAAAUAAACGAGAAUAGUAAAGAUGCAGAAAAUCCACCUGAAAAUAAAACGGGUAACAGUUACGUAGCCACAGCUCACAUACUGUUUCAUGACAAGGCGGAUUAUACAGUCAUGGCAGACGACAUAAAAUCUUACCUUGUCGACAAGAGAAUAGAUGCGAGGACAACAUUGCAGGACCCUGCCAUCGUAUGUUCGCCAAGUGAUUCGAUGAAAUCCUCUCCCUGUGAAUCUAGUCAUGAAAGAGUGUGAAGGGAACAAGAGCUGGAAAAAGGUCAUCAUCAUCAUCAUCAUGAUCAUCAUCAUGAACCAUACUCUACCAGAACCUUGGCGACCUCUUUCCUUCAUUUUGACCUACUGUUAAGCCACUAGCAGCUGUAGCCAUGAGGCCAGUCCAAUUCUUUAUGUUGUCCACCCAUGAUGUUCUAAUUGUUUUCUAUUUCUGUUACCCUUUAAUUCCUUGUAUUCGUUGCUUGUUUUACCUGUCUGACCUUUCACAACUCUCUCUUUCACACCCAGUGUCUCCUGUGUGAUCCAUUCUGUACCUUUGCACUUGAGUCGCUCUGAAAUAUGUUUUUUGGCUGCUGUUGUCAGUAUGUCUAGCUGCUUUCCAUAAUUCCUCUGGUUCGGCUUCCUCUAGGCAGAGGUUCAAAAGUGCUACGGACCUGUACAGUAAAGGAAUUUGGAACGUUAGAGAAAUCGUAUCUAGCUGGGGGUUUUGCUUGUUUGAAAAUCUUGAUCCCAAGUUUCACCUAUGACAUUAGCAACCGAUGAUCCUUAUUGCAAUCAGCCCCUAGAUAUAUCGUGCAUUUCAUCGUGUAUUGGUGAGAAUAUAGUAAAUCUGAUUCCUGGUUCUACCAUCGGGAGCAGUCCACGUGUACUUACAUCGAGGGUGCUGAUCAAAAAUGGUAUUCAUUAGGCAGAGAUGAUUCACUUAACAAAUCUCUCAAAGUCACAUCCCUUGCUCGUUUGGGCUUCCCAGGCCACAUCCUUGCUGAGAGAAGCGCAACCCACAUUUGCAUUGAAAUCCCCAAUAACGCGGAGAACAUCAGAUCUUAGGGGAAUCGUCAACAAGGCUAUGGAGGUGCUGAAUGUAAGAUAAUACAGUUAUUAUACUGAACUCACAUUAUGUACCGGAUAACAUUAACAGCUGAAAAAGCUAUUUCAGUUAUGUGCAAAAUGAACUGGCAUCAGCAUUAGAGGUGUUUGGGCGGGUCCCUCCUAGUUUUAAAAUACAUAUACAGAUACAUGUGUGUGUUUUUUAAAGUAUGUUGAAACAUUUAUUUCUCAGUCUUAGCUUCUCUGGAAAAAACUGUAUAGCAAAGACGUAUAGGGGACAUAGAAAUAGUAAUAAAGUAGGUGCAAUCAGUUUGUUUACAUAUACAUAUUCAAUAUACACCUUUGUGUCUCACUCGCCUUAUAUUUUACUUUUGUUUCACUAUUUCAAA